AAAUGGUCCUUGAAAAUAUCUUCUAUAUCAUAUCCUUAAAUAGAUUCACCGUUCUGAAUAAUUUCUGGCAACUAAAUAUGGUUGUGCCUGUUUUUAGACUUCAAAUUUGAUGUGCGGCUUUAUGUUUUGGUGACAUCCUAUGAUCCCCUGGUCAUCUAUCUCUAUGAAGAAGGUUUGGCUCGGUUUGCAACUGUGAGGUAUGACCAGGGAUCAAAGAAUAUUAAAAACCAAUUCAUGCAUCUUACAAAUUAUAGUGUCAACAAAAAGAGUGGUGACUAUGUCAGUUGUGAUGAUCCUGAAGUAGAGGAUUAUGGAAACAAAUGGAGUAUGAGUGCAAUGCUGAGAUACCUGAAACAAGAAGGAAAAGAUACAACUGCUUUGAUGUCCAGCGUGGAGGAACUGAUAAUUAAGACAGUAAUUUCAGCUGAAUUGGCUAUUGCAGCAGCCUGUAAAGCCUUUGUCCCACACCGUGGUGUUUGCUUUGAGCUUUAUGGUUUUGAUGUUCUCAUUGAUUCUACUCUCAAGCCUUGGCUGCUGGAGGUGAAUCUGUCCCCUUCCCUGGCCUGUGAUGCUCCUUUGGAUCUGAAAAUUAAAGCUAGCAUGCUUUCAGAUAUGUUCACACUUGUAGGCUUUGUUUGUCAGGAUCCAGGUCAGCGGCUAAAUCGGACAUCUUAUUACUCCUCUGAGACAAGGAGAAAUCCAUACCAAAAAACUCAACGUUCCCGGCCCCUCUCUGCCAGCGAUGCUGAGAUGAAAAACCUUAUCCCCUCUGCAAAAGAGAAAGUUGCAGGAAGGCAUGUUGGCUCCAUGCUGGGCCUCUCUAUGGAAGAGAUAAAAGUGUUGCGCCGAGUGAAGGAUGAAUAUGACAGAAGAGGCGGGUUCAUUCGUAUAUUUCCUACACCAUUAACUUGGGAUACUUAUGGGCCUUUUCUUGAACAUAAGACAACAAUGAACUAUAUGCUGGCUACUCGUCUUUUCCAAGAAAGAGGAAGUUCAAGGAAAGGACCAGUUCCUAGACGAGCUCGGUUAGCUCUUGCUGCUGAACUGGGUUUGGACAUUAUAGAUUGUAACGCUCAGCUUCAUGCUGCUUUGUAUGAGCGGAAACUAUUAUCACUAGAGGUUCGAAAACAAAGGCGAAGGUUUGGCAAACUGAGACCAGGAAGACUGUCAAGAUUGUCAGGUACAUCACAAUCAGCUGAUUUUAUCCUCAAGUCAGAAACAGAAUGUGAAGAAGAGGAGGAAAUGGAAGAUGAAGAACUAGAAAUAUGCCAGGGUGAAACAGUCGGGUCUCUCAGAAAUAUGCCUGUGAAAUUUAAGCCACAGUUGACAGAGAUGGUGAAGCCCCCCCACCAAGCCAAAUUACCAAAGGAACCUGAAGAGAAGCCUGCAAAUGAAGGGCCUCCUCCUCAAGAGAAACUGGAACCAGUGCCAAAGAAUACUGAUCCUCCAUUUAAUUUGCUACAGAUUCUGCAAGAGAACAGGAAUCUAAGCAAAGUUCAGGCUCGCAGAGCUUUCUCUGCUUACCUGCAGCGGGUCCAGCUGCGUCUGAUGAAAGAGGCUGGUGAUGAGGUCCACAACCCAGUCUGGGCUGCCAAGGAAGAUGAGCAGAUGGAACUGGUGGUUCGUUUUUUGAAGCGAGCAGCCAGUAAUCUUCAACAGUCGUUGAGGAUGCUACUUCCAAGUCGCCGCCUGGCUCUCUAUGACCGUAGGCGCAUCUUAGCUCACCAGCUGGGUGAAUUCAUCAUCUGCUAUAACAGGGAAACAGAUCAAAUGUCUCAGAAAAAGGCAAUGAAGAAACAGGAGGAAGAGGAAGAAGAGGGGGUAGAUGAAGAAGGCUUUCAGGAAUUUAUCAUUAAGGCAAGUGAAAGUGAUCUUGAGGAGGUACUGACAUUUUACACACAUAAGAAUAAAUCAGCAAGUGUCUUCCUGGGAACAAAUCCUGGAGCUACAAAACAUAGUAAUAGCCAAUUGGAAAAUAAAAACAAAGGAAAUCACUCAGAAAAGAUGGGAAAAAAUGAAAAAAAGCAGUCCCAACCUCCAGUGGAGAAAGAAAAUGUGGUAGAGCAGCCGAGAGUUGAGCAACCCAAAGGAACUAGUUUACCCAGUAAGAAAAUUGGAAAAAGUGUUCCUUCUUCAACGGAAGAUGGAGAGAAUAUGCCACAAUUCAGCGUUCUUACCACUUCUUCCUUUACUCAUGGUACCACACUCCCACAAAGCAUUAGUAUACCAUUGUCCUCGCAACCUGCUGCCUGUGAGAAUGUACAGUUGCCUGAUUAUCACUCGACCCCUUCCCUUUCGCCAGGUUCUAGAGCAACAUUUCCCCCUUCUUCUCAAAAUGCAGCACCUGACAACUUGUCUAAUACAGCAAAAAAUGUGUCCCGCCCAUCCUCAAACAGUACAAACUUACACCGUUCUCGGUCUGGCAGUUACACUGUCAGCCCCUUCUCUUCCUUUCAGACUGCCAUGCAAAUCUAUAGCCAGAGACUGACCCGGCCUUCCUCAGCAAAAGCAGCAGGAUCAAGAAGUCACAGCCCAAGCAGACAGCGUGGUGUAUCUGCCAGAAUGAAUAAGGAUACAGAAGACAACAAGCGUUAUAAUCACGAUAUUGCAGCAGAACUUCAGAGAUUGGCAGAGAAGCAGGCAGCUAGACAGUACUCGCCACCCAGUCACAUCAGCCUUCUUACACAACAGGACGCUACAAUCUGACAGUUUCGCUUGGGAAGGGGAUACAGAAAACAGCAUACAUAGUAAGUUGAUAGGAAGCCAACCAGUGCAUCCCAAGACUCCGCCAAGCCUCGGCAGCUAUCAGCUCCAUUUUGCCUUGCAGCAGCUCCAACAGCAGAAGCUUCAGUCACGGCAACUUUUGGACCACAGCCGAGCACGGCAUCAGGCUUUGUUUGCCAGCUUCCCACCAUCGAAUAUCAGUUCUGCAUCCAGUCUCAGUUCUACGGCCUUGUCAUCUAAUGCUUGUAGCCGCAGAGCAUCAGGUUCCAUUUCUGAAGUCCAGAAUGCAUCUAAUCUGCACAAAGUGAUGUCAUCCCAGAGUGCAUCUUCACAUUUGGUCCCUAAGCCCCCAGUCAAUAUCAGGAAAGUAGCAUCUCAGAGAAUAUCCAAGAUAACCUCUACAGAAAGGCAGCUGAAUGGAUUCCAGAAUAGCCUUAACAGCGCUGCAUCCUGUGAGCCACUUGCAAACUCCACAGCUCCUGUUUGUGGUUAUUUUUUGAAGAAGGAUUCUUCCUAAAUAAUGAACAAUCAGUUCAGUGCUUCAGCAUGCAAGGAGGAGAUGAAGCAGGAAUGACUGUUCAUCAUUCCACGUUCCUGGCUACACCCAGAUUGAUAACAAGAUUUGUCUCAGACUCCAGAAUUUUCCCUUAGGAGAGAAAAACAGCCGAGUGUUUGUGGAAAUAGCGUUCAAGCUCUGACAUGAGGUUUCUACUCCACGGAGCUUUUGCUGCCAAGUCUCAGGGUUUCCUUUGUGUUCUAUAUCACAUCUUCUACCAGAUAGCCUUUAAAUUGAGGUUAUGGCUCAUAAGAUAGAAGUUCUGAAUUGUGUCUAUAUUAUGUAUACCGGGCCCAGAUUUCUCUUUCCAGUUAGACAUUUCGGCCUCCCCUGAGCAUGAUGAAGUUUCUCUACUGGAUGGUGGACACAGUUCGCACAACAUGACUACAGUUAACGCAUGUGAUUAAAAUGAUGACUGAUUAUAUAGACACUUGUGCUGGAUGCUCUCAAUGUUGGCAAGAAGCCAUAAAAAUUCUCAGUCUGUGAAUAAAGUCAAUCAUUUUGUUCGUUUAACUUAUAA
Molecule: messenger RNA, 3800 nt
Organism: Thamnophis sirtalis
Lineage: Eukaryota; Metazoa; Chordata; Lepidosauria; Squamata; Natricidae
Source: RefSeq, a predicted model, not a curated record